Molecule: messenger RNA, 2974 nt
Organism: Zea mays
Lineage: Eukaryota; Viridiplantae; Streptophyta; Magnoliopsida; Poales; Poaceae
Exons: 13
Coding region: 459-2711 (750 amino acids)
Source: RefSeq, a predicted model, not a curated record
AUCAAUCAAUCAGCCAGCCACAGCCCACACAGGUCGUCGUCGUCCACGCGACGCCACCACGCACACGGCGCCUCUCCCUCCUCACGUUUAUUCUCACACGCCCACGCAGCCGACCACGCCCCAGCCAGCUCAUCAUUUCCCUCUCCGGGCGCGGACGGGAGGGGCAGUUUCAUCAAUCCACAUCUCGCCCUUCGCCUGCCUUCCUUCACCCGGACGCAGCAGCGGCCAACCAAAUAAAAACACGCCGCGCCGCCCCGACGCGGCGCGCUCCGUCUUCCUCUCUCCCCGAUCCCUGCGACGGGCGACGCGGCCUUGCCUUCCACAUCAAAACCAACCUGACCGCCACAGCCGCCGCGUCCUCGUCCUCUUCCUCUGCCAUCCUCCCGGCAUCGCCCUUCGGGAUCACCGCGUCGGAACCCUACCGGAUCACCAUUCGUUCGCGCGCGCCCCGCCCCGCCAUGGAGGACUUCGCGCGCGCGGUGGAGGACGGACUCAAGCUCUCGAAGAGGCUCGUGCUCCCGGGAGGGGUGCCGCCGCCGCGCCCGCCGGCGGGGAUGGAGCGCACCGUGUCGGCCGCCUCGGCGUCGGGUCCCGACCCGCGGCUGCUCCCUACCGCGCCGAUGGCCUACGCGCUCGUCACCGACCCGGCCGCCGUCGACACCCCCGACGUGCCCAGCUACCAGCCCUACGUCUACGGCGACCUCGACCCGCCCGCGCUCAUCCCGCUGCAGAUGAAGGAGGUCGACCUGGCCGUCGACUGCGCGCUCGACGCCGCGCACGUCACCCUGCGCGCGCGCUGGUGGCUGCACUGCAUCACGCGAAGCCGCGACUCCGACGUGCGCCUCGUCGUGCCCUUGGGCGAGCAGGGUUCAAUUCUAGGCGCUGAGGUUACUGUUGGAAGAAGAUCAUAUAAUACCCAAGUAAUCGAAGUAGAAGACCACACUUUGGAGAAACAUGCAAAAAUUGAGAGUGGUGGCCUUUUGCAGCCACAUCUGUUUUUCUUGACAAUACCUCAGGUUGAGGGAGGAGCAGAUAUUUGUGCUACAUUUCAAUGGUCUCAGAAGUUACUUUAUGAUAGCGGGCGUUUCUCUGUUGACAUACCUUUCCGUUUUCCGUACUUUGUGAAUCCAUUACCAAAAGUGUUCAUGAAGAAGGAAAAAAUUCAGUUGACUGUGCACAGUGGUUUCAGUAAAGAGAUUUUGCUGCAAGGAACAAGCCACCCGUUGAAGGAAAAGAGUAGGCAAGGAGAUAAAUUGUUUUUCCAUCAUGAAGCCAUUGUUGAGAAUUGGUCGAUCAAAGAUUUCAAUUUUUCAUACAAUGUUUACUCGGGUGAUUUGUCUGGUGGUGUGCUUGUGCAACCAGCAACAUUAUGUGACUAUGAUGAUAGAGAUAUGUUCUGCAUUUUUCUUCUACCUGGAAGUGGCAACAGAAAGGUAUUUGGAAAAGCAGUUGUGUUUAUUGUUGACACAAGUGGAAGCAUGCAAGGAAAGCCUCUUGAGAAUGUCAAGCAUGCAGUUUCUACUGCUCUUUCAGAGCUUGUGGAAGGGGAUUAUUUCAACAUUAUAACAUUUAAUGAUGAGCUUCACUCAUUCUCUUCCUGUUUAGAGCAAGUAAAUGACAAAGCAAUAGCAAGCGCAACUGAGUGGAUGAAUGCAAACUUUGUUGCUGAGGGUGGUACAGAUAUUAUGCAUCCUUUGAGUGAGGCAAUGGCAUUACUAUCAAGUGUUCAUGACACACUUCCACAAAUAUAUCUUAUCACGGAUGGUUCUGUUGAUGAUGAGCAUAACAUCUGCCGAACUACAAAAACUGAUCUCUCCAACAGAGGGUCUAGGUCUCCUCGAAUUUCUACUUUUGGACUAGGAUCGUAUUGCAACCACUAUUUCCUGCGCAUGUUAGCUUCAAUUGGCAAGGGACAUUAUGAUGCUGCACUUGGGACAGCAUCAAUCGAGAAUCAGAUUCUUAAAUGGUUCAGGAGAGCGUCGAGUACAAUUGUGGCAAAUAUCUCCAUUGAUGCUUUGACACAUCUUGAUGAAUUCGAAGUGGAUUCUGAGUACAUUCCAGACCUUUCAGCGAACUCUCCUUUGUGUGUAUCUGGAAAAUACAAAGGAAAAUUCCCGGACACAAUUAAAGCUAAAGGUUACUUAGCUGACAUGAAGGAGAUCUCGGUUGAACUGAAGGUCCAACAACUAAAGGAAAUACCUCUUGACAAAGUAUUGGUGAUACAACAGAUUGAUUUUAUGACAUCAAAGGCAUGGAUGUCUGCAGAUAAACAAGUGGAGAGAAAGGUGAUUAAAUUAAGUACACAAAAUGGUGUUCCGUCGGAGUACACAGAUAUGAUCUUUCUUCAAACAAAUCUGGAUAAAGUAGAAGGAACACAAAAGGUCAAGCAAAAACUGAAAGGACACAAAGGCAGAGAUGAGCAACAGAUUUAUGGCCUGAAACUGGGAUUCGGUAACAAAGAUGCUACACGGGAAAAUCUCAUCACAGGAUUUGGAGACAUGAAUCCGGCAGAGAAAUCUGUGAUGCUCCAAAAGGGAUCGGGCUGUUGCAGCCGCGUCGCAGACUGCCUCUGCUGCAUGUGCUGCAUCAAGGCGUGCAACAGGAUGAACGACCAGUGCGCCGUUCUGAUGGCACAGAUCUGCGCGGCUCUAGCGUGCCUCGGCUGCUACGAGUGUUGUGCAGAGGUGUGCUGUGGAGGGUCGGAGUCGUAGUAGGAAGUGUUUUGUAUAUUUGUAUGGAAGAUUGGAGAAUUGGAGUGUACAUAAUAGAGUUCGCGGAAGCCCGGUUCUGGCCCGGCUCUUGGUUGUAUCCGUCCAAACGUUCUAUAAUUUGCUCGUUACAUGCAAUGCAAAAGAGGGAUGGCACACUUGAGUAGUAUUUUGCUGUUGUGCAGUGCAAACGAGGGAUGUAUCUGCUGGCAGUUCGUGUGCUUGGAGUCGGAGGUGAUAUAAAAUAACAGUUAUCAUUAGAUCUA